AUGAGGCUAGAGAAGGUCAGGGCCAAAUCCAACAGGCCAUCAGCUACCAGUCAGGAGCUGGUGCUGACGCUCAGCCCUGGAACUAAUGUCCUUUGUGAGGUGGCCCUGGGAGUUGGCAGCAGUUCCGUCCUGCUGGGGGAGGGGCAGCAGAAGCCGGGAUCCGGACCUGCGCAGGAGAUGGCUCUGUUCUCCAGGGCCGGGCUGAGCCUCUGCCUCCUCUCCCUCCUCCUGGCAGCUGCACUCCUCCACCCCCAGCCGCUGAGGCCUCAGCGAUCCGUUCCCGAGCAAUUUUCAGCCCCCUUGGAACUCUCACAGCCACUGUCUGACCUGUUGGAUGACUAUGGGAUCCAACCCAAGCACCCAAGGCGACGAGGGCCUCGACCCCUCCUCUCCCGGGCCCAGCAGCGCAAGCGGGACGGACCAGACAUGGCUGAGUAUUACUUCGACACACGCCGGUGA
This is a messenger RNA of Myotis lucifugus (little brown bat), 459 nucleotides long. RefSeq names its product chromosome unknown C11orf94 homolog (gene FREY1). Bases 1 to 459 code for a protein of 152 amino acids. The record is from RefSeq and is a predicted model, not a curated record. The transcript is spliced from 4 exons. NCBI's taxonomy places the organism in Eukaryota, Metazoa, Chordata, Mammalia, Chiroptera, Vespertilionidae.